AUGCCACCGCAGUCGCUGCAGAGGCUUUCGCCGUCGUCCGCGCGACCAUGCCCAGACGAAAGAAAUACAUUAUUAUGGCGAUUGCUAGGUAUCUUCGAACCAAGCCCAAAGAGGUCGUCUUACAUCAUUGGCAUAACCGCAUACUUUCCAUCGGCACAAGGGACUCCCCAAACCAAAGUCAAGGCGACUGCGAGCAUACAUUCAAUCCCUACUACUCGUGCCAUUGGGAACAAGCCCACGCCACCCCAAGAGGGCGAAGAGGGAAAUUAUUUCCUGGAUCGACUGAUCUUCUAA
Molecule: messenger RNA, 294 nt
Organism: Colletotrichum gloeosporioides
Lineage: Eukaryota; Fungi; Ascomycota; Sordariomycetes; Glomerellales; Glomerellaceae
Exons: 2
Coding region: 1-294 (97 amino acids)
Source: RefSeq, a predicted model, not a curated record